GGCCCGGGGGGCGGCGUGGACGCCCGCGGCGCCGGCUGGGGCAUUACCGCGGGCCUCGACCCCGAAAUGGCGCUGCUGGCGGAGCACCUGCUGAGGCCCCUGCCUGCGGACAAGCAGAUCGAGACGGGGCCCUUCCUGGAGGCGGUGUCCCACCUGCCGCCCUUCUUCGAUUGCCUCGGCUCCCCGGUGUUUACUCCCAUCAAGGCGGACAUAAGUGGCAACAUCACUAAAAUCAAAGCUGUCUAUGAUACCAACCCGAUCAAGUUCCGGACCCUGCAGAACAUCCUGGAGGUGGAGAAGGAGAUGUACGGGGCCGAGUGGCCCAAAGUGGGGGCCACGCUGGCACUGAUGUGGCUGAAGAGAGGCCUGCGCUUCAUCCAGGUCUUCCUCCAGAGCAUCUGCGACGGCGAGCGGGACGAGAACCACCCCAACCUCAUCCGCGUCAACGCCACCAAGGCCUAUGAGAUGGCCCUCAAGAAGUACCACGGCUGGAUUGUGCAGAAGAUCUUCCAGGCAGCGCUGUAUGCGGCCCCCUAUAAGUCCGACUUCCUCAAAGCGCUCUCCAAGGGCCAGAAUGUGACAGAGGAGGAAUGCCUGGAGAAGGUCCGCCUCUUCCUGGUCAAUUACACGGCCACCAUCGACGUCAUCUAUGAGAUGUACACCAGCAUGAACGCCGAGCUCAACUACAAGGUGUAGGCCAGCUCCACAGCGGGUGCUCCGGACGGCACACCCCCGGACCGCAGACCCCUUGCAGGAACAGGCAAACCCGAAUCACUGCGAAUCUGGCUGGCCAGCUGCCCCUGUCCGUGGCACGCCCCCAGAGCAGCCUUGAGUCGGGCCAGGGCCCACACGGGGCCGGCCCUGGUCUUUUAAAAGUCACGUUUGGGAUCUGCCCUCCUGGAGCAAUAAAUAACCGUCACACUUCCGAAUCUCCUUUGAAUUUCAUGACAGCACAGACUGACUUUAUGCCUUCAUUUCAGUGUGGUAAAAAUCAAUUAAUAUUUCUAAUAAAUCAAGUCCUAGGGUUUUUUGGUCCCCUCCAGCCCCCAUUCGGAGCAUGACUCUGGGGGAAGUGGUGUUAGAUCCGUCGCUUUGAAAAUAGGCACGUGUCUUUCUGAGGAGCUGGCUGAAUGAUGUUUUGAGUGUUUUAAGGACCAUGAGGGGGUUUGAUCUGAAAUUAUACAGGGCCCCUCUUGUGGGAUUGUUUUUCUUUUUAAAGCAAACUGGUGUGUGUGCGCAUGUGGUUUGCACAGCCGAACCUCCAGCACUGUCAUUAGGGCCCUCUCUUACUGUCUUGCCAGACAGUGUUUUUUAUAGCUGAAACCAACCAGCAAGCCUUUGAUGACCAAGGGAAGGCUUAUUUUAAAGCUAUCAGACACACAUAACUGACUGUAGAUGACUGCAUUUGCAUUCUUCUGCAUAAUUACCUUCUUCAGGGACAGCCAUUCCAACCUAAGCAACUACCUACCAUGUGUAUUCUUUUGAGGGGGAGAGGAUGAACCCACGAACACGCCUUACUGCCUUAACUGUCCUUCCUGGCUCUAAAAAGAAUUGUCUUUUUAAUGUGUCGGGAUGACCAAAGCAACCCACAAAGAAUUGAUGUAUGUUUAAAAACCCAAUGAGGAACAAUUGGUGAUUUUUACGCAGAAACUAAAUAAUCCUUAAUAAAUAAAUCUCUAUUUU
This is a messenger RNA of Budorcas taxicolor (takin), 1683 nucleotides long. RefSeq names its product glycolipid transfer protein (gene GLTP). Gene Ontology annotation, biological process: intermembrane lipid transfer; ceramide transport. The transcript is spliced from 5 exons. The record is from RefSeq and is a predicted model, not a curated record. NCBI's taxonomy places the organism in Eukaryota, Metazoa, Chordata, Mammalia, Artiodactyla, Bovidae. Gene Ontology annotation, cellular component: cytoplasm; membrane; cytosol. The coding region runs from base 67 to 696 and encodes 209 amino acids. Gene Ontology annotation, molecular function: ceramide 1-phosphate binding; ceramide 1-phosphate transfer activity.